CCAAAAAAUGACGUGUUAACACAUGACGUGUACAUAAAAACGACGUCGUCUCUAUCACUUAAACCCAUAUUUAAACACAACACAUUUCACUCAUUCUAUCACAAUUCUCAUUUUCUUCUCUCUAGAUUCUUAAGCAGUAACCAAAACAGAGAAUCAAAACAAUGGCUUUCUUCUCCGCUGCGACAUCUCUUCUCCUCCUCGUCCUCUCUGUUUCCUCUCCUUAUGUUCAUGGAAACAUUGUACCAGCCGACGAGUGCACCACCCUUGUUGUUACCCUGUUACCAUGUUUAUCUUUUAUAACGAUCGGGAGUACGGUGGAUACACCCUCAAGUUCGUGCUGCUCCAGUCUCAAGAAUAUUCUCGAUACGAAACCGGAAUGUCUAUGCGAAGGGUUGAAGAACAGUGCCUCUUACGGAAUAAAACUUAAUGUUACUAAGGCUACUACUCUUCCCGUUGCUUGUAAAGUUAAUGCUCCUCCGGCGUCAGCUUGUGGUGCAUUGUCUCCUGCUAGUCCUCCUGCUGCUAAUGCGCCAGGGAAAUGGAAUUUUUUUGGACUUCUUGCUUGAAUCAAGUUUUGGUCUGCGUUAUAACAAAUAUUUAGUCCCUUUUCGUCUUAUAAAGCUUGUGUGGAUGUGAUCUCUAGUGUAAUGUGCCAUGGUCAUGUAAUAUGAGAAGAGCUUUGUCAAAA
Arabidopsis lyrata subsp. lyrata is the source of this 688-nucleotide messenger RNA. Its product is annotated as non-specific lipid-transfer protein-like protein At5g64080. Gene Ontology annotation, molecular function: lipid binding. Lineage: Eukaryota; Viridiplantae; Streptophyta; Magnoliopsida; Brassicales; Brassicaceae. Gene Ontology annotation, biological process: lipid transport. The record is from RefSeq and is a predicted model, not a curated record. The coding region runs from base 162 to 566 and encodes 134 amino acids. The transcript is spliced from 3 exons.